This is a messenger RNA of Plasmopara halstedii, 825 nucleotides long. Its product is annotated as phosphatidylinositol transfer protein beta isoform. The record is from RefSeq and is a predicted model, not a curated record. The coding region runs from base 1 to 825 and encodes 274 amino acids. The transcript has 5 exons. NCBI's taxonomy places the organism in Eukaryota, Oomycota, Peronosporomycetes, Peronosporales, Peronosporaceae. Gene Ontology annotation, biological process: phospholipid transport.
AUGGUGAUGAUUCAUGAGUUUCGUGUCCCUCUACACAUGAGUGUCGAGGAUUUUCAAAUUGCGCAGUUGUUUAUGGUCGUAAACGCCAGUGAACAACUUACAGGUGAUGGUGAAGGCGUGGAAAUUCUUGUGAAUGAACCUUAUGACAAUACAGAUGGACAUAUGAGCAUAUCAAGCAUCUCAGGCUGGACGGUUCCACGUAACAAAGGCCAAUAUACACGAAAACAUUACUACUGCAAGUCAAAGAUCCCCAGCUUUGUCUCAGCAUUCUGUCCAGAAGAUAGCAUGGUAUUGAUAGAAGAGGCGUGGAACUCAUAUCCACACUGUGUGACUGUCAUUGUCAAUGGUUACCUGGCCAAAACUAAGUUUUAUAUCUCAAUUGAGUCCAUGCACAAGGCAGAUCGUGGUGAUUCCGAGAAUGUGCUGGGGUUGACUAAGAAAGAAUUGAGUCAACGCAAGGUCGAAGUGUUGGAUAUUGCUGAAAAAAUGACCAAGCAGACACUAAAGGAGGAUUAUGACCCAGCCGCGUACAAGUCCAAAAAAACGUUGCGUGGACCGCUUACACGAGGCUGGAUGAAGACCGUGGACCCUAUCAUGACUUGCUACAAGGUUGUACGCAUUAACUUUGAUUAUUGGGGCGUACAAAACAAGGCAGAGAAGAUGAUUCGCGAUCAGCAACGACAAUUGUUCCAUAGUACUCUACGUCAAGCACAAUGUCAGACGGAUGAGUGGUAUGGUCUUACAAUAGAAGAUAUUCGGCGUUUAGAGGCUGAGGUGGUGGCAAAGCUGGAAGCCAAGCGCCUCACUAAUACGACAAAGCACUAG